Molecule: messenger RNA, 536 nt
Organism: Dermochelys coriacea (leatherback sea turtle)
Lineage: Eukaryota; Metazoa; Chordata; Testudines; Dermochelyidae
Product: pyrin domain-containing protein 1-like
Exons: 1
Coding region: 177-536 (119 amino acids)
Cellular component (GO): cytoplasm
Source: RefSeq, a predicted model, not a curated record
UUCCCAGGAAAUGAGGACGAAGCAGAGAAAGAGCCGGGACCAUUUUUAGCAAGCAGAUCCGGCUGCCUGCGCCCUGCCCCAUUUCUGAGCACCAAUCGCUUCUCAGGGCAAAGAACUGCUCCCCCAGCCCUGUUCCUGCCCCCUUGGCAGUUUUGCUCAGCUGCUGAGGAGGUAGGAUGGGGAAGACGGUGCGGGAUCACCUCGUGGACACCCUGGAAGAGCUGGGGCAGGAUGAGUUGAAGAGGUUCAAGGCCAAGCUGAACGCGUUCCCAGUGAAGGAGGGCUACAGCAACAUCCCCCUGCGCCGGCUGGAGAAAGCUGAUGUCCUGGAUGUGUGCGACAAGCUGAUCAGCUACUAUAGGGAGGAGUAUGCGGUGGAGGUGACUGUGAAGCUCCUGACAGACAUCAAUGAGCGGGACCUGGCAGACAGACUCUGCAAGGCCACAGGGACUGGUAAGGAUCGGGGCAGGGAGAGAGCAUUAACGGGGAUAAUGAUACUGAACUCCUUUGUAAAGUGCUUUGAGAUCUAUGGAUAA